AUGUCACAGCAAGUAGGUGGCACCACACGCAAGAUCAGUGACUCCUCUUGCUCCGAGGCUUACGCCAACUCCCUCAAGUGCCUGGACAAGAACAAGUACGACAAGGCCAAGUGCAAGGACGCCUUUGACGCCUACAAGAAGUGCAAGAAGGACCAGGCAAGCUGUCUGUAG
This is a messenger RNA of Chlorella variabilis, 171 nucleotides long. RefSeq lists its product as hypothetical. Bases 1 to 171 code for a protein of 56 amino acids. The record is from RefSeq and is a predicted model, not a curated record. The transcript has 2 exons. NCBI's taxonomy places the organism in Eukaryota, Viridiplantae, Chlorophyta, Trebouxiophyceae, Chlorellales, Chlorellaceae.